AUGACAUCCCAUAUUCCUCUCCGCAUCGCUGUCGUUCAGUUCUCUCCCAAGAUAGGUCAGGUUCAGGUCAAUGUGGCAAGAGCGAGAGAACUAUGCCGCCAAUUGAAGCCUAGAUCUAUAGACCUGGUAUGUUUACCAGAAAUGAUCAUGUCUGGUUACAAUUUCCAAGAUGCUCAAGCGAUCUCUCCAUAUCUCGAACAUCCAAAGAAAGGGCCAACCUCUCAAUUUUGCUCAGAAUUAGCUGGUCGACUGAAAUGCUAUGUUUUCGCUGGAUAUCCUGAAAAACUUACGGACGAAGAAGCACCGUUGUCAAAGGAAGAAUCAACAAGCGAAGCUGGAAAUUCGCAAACAGUGGGCGCAAACAGUGCCGUCUUGUAUGGUCCUAACGGAGAAUGGGUUGGACACUAUAGAAAGACGAAUCUGUUUGUCACGGAUAAGAGUUGGGCAAAACCAGGAACAGGCUUCGCCACUUUUCUUCUUCCUUCUCCCUUACGCACUCUUAGCUUUGGUAUCUGCAAUGAUCUCAAUGUUUCUGACUCUGAUAUAUGGACUCCUGAGGAUGGGCCUUAUGAAAUUGCAGACUACGCGCUCUCACAGAACGCAAACAUACUCGUACUUCUUAAUGCAUGGUUAGAUUCUGGAAAGGAAGAGUUUGAAGAUACAGAUUGGGAUACGCUCAAUUACUGGGCAGCACGAUUGAGGCCUCUUUGGGUCAAUAAUCUUGCGGGUCCCAACACUAAUGAAAUUGUCGAAGAAGAUAAUGAGAAUGCGAACGGAAAAGAAAUGAUAGUGGUUGUAUGCAAUAGGACAGGCGAAGAGAACGGAAAGACAUUCGCAGGCUCCUCCGCAAUAUAUAGCAUGCGUCAAGGUUAUGGUCGGCCCAAGCUUCUAGAUAUGAUGGGAAGGAAAGAGGAAGGAGUACGGGUUUGGAACAUUCUCGUAUAA
This is a messenger RNA of Lentinula edodes (shiitake mushroom), 945 nucleotides long. Its product is annotated as carbon-nitrogen hydrolase. Gene Ontology annotation, biological process: protein catabolic process. Lineage: Eukaryota; Fungi; Basidiomycota; Agaricomycetes; Agaricales; Omphalotaceae. Gene Ontology annotation, molecular function: protein-N-terminal asparagine amidohydrolase activity; protein-N-terminal glutamine amidohydrolase activity. The record is from RefSeq and is a predicted model, not a curated record. The transcript has 6 exons. The coding region runs from base 1 to 945 and encodes 314 amino acids.